This is a messenger RNA of Aspergillus melleus, 1203 nucleotides long. RefSeq lists its product as uncharacterized. Gene Ontology annotation, cellular component: periplasmic space. Lineage: Eukaryota; Fungi; Ascomycota; Eurotiomycetes; Eurotiales; Aspergillaceae. The transcript is spliced from 4 exons. The coding region runs from base 1 to 1203 and encodes 400 amino acids. The record is from RefSeq and is a predicted model, not a curated record. Gene Ontology annotation, molecular function: lyase activity.
AUGCACCUCCCCAACCUCCUCCCCCUAGGCCUACUCAGCCUAGGCCUGGCCACCACCGCAUCCGCCGCACCCAAAGACAGCACCACCACCACGCCCAGCAAAACCAGCACCGAAUUCACCCACCCGGGCGUCUUCCUCUCCUCGUCCCAACUCAAACACAUCGCCUCGCAGGUCUCCGCCAACCAAGGCCCCCAAGCAGCCGCCUACGAGUCGAUGAUGUCCCACGAAUUCGCCUCCCGGACCGAACCCUCGCCCUUCGCGACGGUCGAAUGCGGGCCCACCUCCACCCCCGACGUAGGCUGCCACGAGGAGCGCGAGGACGCGCUAACGGCGUACCUGAACGCCCUGGCGUGGGUGGUCACGGGGACGAAGAAGUAUGCGGACCGCGCGAUCGAGUUCAUGAAUGCCUGGUCUAGCACUGUCGAGGGACAUAGUAAUUCGAAUGCGCCGUUGCAGGCGGCGUGGUCUGCUGCGUCGUGGGCCAGGGCUGCUGAGAUCAUCAGGUAUAGUGAGGCGGGGUGGGAGGAGAGUGAUGUGGAGCAGUUUGAGGGCAUGUUGAGGGAUGUGUAUUUGCCGGAGAUUAUUGAGGGGGCGCCGGGGAAGAAUGGGAAUUGGGAACUUGUCAUGAUGGAAGCAGCACUCGGCAUCUCCGUCUUCAUCAAUGACCGCGAAAGCUACGACAAAGCCAUGGAAAUAUUCCUCAAGCGAGUCCCAGCAUAUAUCUAUCUCACCAAGGAUGGCGACCUCCCCAAAACCAGCCCCGAAGACAAUCUCUCUUCCUCCUCCUCAAUCAUCGACUUCUGGCAAGGCCAAUCGACCUUCUCCGAGAACGGCAUCUCGCAAGAAACAUGCCGCGACUUCGCGCACACCGGAUACGGCAUCGCAUCGAUCGCACACGUCGCCGAGACAGCGCGCAUCCAGGGCCGCGACCUCUAUGAGGAAGACACGGGCGAGAGACUGCGGUAUGCGCUGGGUUUCCACACGAAGUAUCAGUUGCAGGGGUCCUUGCCGGGGGAUAUCUGUGGGGGCGAUUUGGAGCGGGAGUUGAGUGAUGUGACUGAGGUGGCGUUCAAUGGACUCUCGUUUAGAGGAAACCAUACCAUGACCAAUACGGAGAAGUAUACCCUUGAGAGACGUCCUGCUGGGACUGAUAAGUUGUUUAUCGGGUGGGAGACUCUGACUCAUGCUCAGAAUGAUGCGUGA